Messenger RNA from Pestalotiopsis fici W106-1, 1536 nucleotides. RefSeq lists its product as uncharacterized. NCBI's taxonomy places the organism in Eukaryota, Fungi, Ascomycota, Sordariomycetes, Amphisphaeriales, Sporocadaceae. The transcript has a single exon. Gene Ontology annotation, molecular function: N,N-dimethylaniline monooxygenase activity; flavin adenine dinucleotide binding; NADP binding. The record is from RefSeq and is a predicted model, not a curated record. Bases 1 to 1536 code for a protein of 511 amino acids.
AUGGGUUCACUUGACCGUACUGAUCAUUCGCUUCAAAGCGUGAGUGAGGUUGCUGUAAUUGGUGCCGGUAUCAGUGGCAUCACCUCAGCUGCUCACUUGCUUCGCCAAGGCAUCAAACCUACCGUCUUUGAGCGAUCGAGUCAAGUAGGUGGCGUCUGGCAUUAUGAUGACAGAGUCGCCAAGGAGCCCAACUAUCCGAACAUUCAGCCUCCACCACCAACUCAGAGUCGCCCCAUUAUAUCACGAGCCAAUGAUUUGACGGCACAAACAAGAUCUUUUGAAGACGUUUCUAUCGAACAUGCUCCUCCCGGACCUUGUUAUAAGGGGUUGCGAAACAAUGUGCCAACAGCCUUGAUGAGGAGCAUGCUGAUGAACUGGCCAGAAGGCACACCUGAUUUCGUCAGCCAAGACCACAUCGACCAAUAUAUUAGAGACCUCUCUAUGUAUACUGGCGCUCAUGAGCGCGUGCAAUUUGACACGACCGUCGACGGUGUAUCGAAAAAUACGGAAACCGGAAAGUGGGUGGUGAAUACCCGAACACUCCGCAAGACGGGUUCCGACUUUGAGUUCCUGGGAAGACGGUGGGAAUUUGAUGCAGUCAUUGUGGCGAGUGGUCAUUAUCAUGAGCCCAAGAUCCCGGAUAUCCCUGGGCUCAAGGAGUGGAAAGAACGCCACCCGGAAAGCAUCUCGCAUAGCAAGCGAUACCGGUCUCCCGAGCCAUUCAAGGACAAGACUGUCUUUGUGAUCGGGGCUGGUGUCUCGUCUCUUGAUGUUGUCCGAGAAAGCCACGCCGUUGCCAAAAGGGUGUAUCAGAGUUCCAGAGAUGGACAAUUCGAUAUUCCAGCGAGCUUGUUACCCCCAGGAGCCGAGCGAGUUGGAGGCAUUGAGAAGUUCGUCUCGUAUGAAGGUUCCGCCGCGGGUGAUGUGGUGCUCCAAGACGGCACCGUCUUGACCGAUGUGGAUGUCAUUGUACUUGGAACGGGAUACAUCACGUCUUAUCCAUUCCUGGGACCACUUCAGGAUCCAUCCGUCCCAACAGAGGAAGCUGACGAUAAUAUCGUGGUUAGCAAAGACGGUUUGACGACCCAUAAUCUGCACAAGGACAUUUUUUACAUACCGGAUCCUACACUGAUCUUCGUCGGCGUUCCAUACUACACUUCGACCUUUUCCUUGUUCGAUUUCCAGGCAGAGGUUGUCUCUCGGUUCCUUGCCGGGAAAGCGGCUCUACCCAGUCAGGAAGUAUUGCGACAAGAGUAUGACGAGCGCAAGGCUGGACUGAUAGAGGGCAGCAAGACAUUUCACAGUCUCCUGAGAAAAGAGGUUCCAUACAUGAAUGGCAUUCUGGAGUGGGUUAAUGCAGAAGCGAAGAAAUUGGGCCACGAGCCCAUGAGGGGAGUUGAUGAUAGAUGGCUCGAGCGAUAUGAAUUCUUUGUAGCAGAGAUGAAGAAGAGGAGAGAAACGGAUCCAGCUGAAGACCAGGGGAAGCUCCUUAUACCAGAGGGGCUGCGAUUGAGUGUUGCAGUAGCAAGUGCUUGA